Mesocricetus auratus (golden hamster) is the source of this 2429-nucleotide messenger RNA. It is a transcript of the gene Thop1, whose product is annotated as thimet oligopeptidase 1. Gene Ontology annotation, cellular component: mitochondrial intermembrane space. Lineage: Eukaryota; Metazoa; Chordata; Mammalia; Rodentia; Cricetidae. Gene Ontology annotation, biological process: peptide metabolic process; proteolysis. The record is from RefSeq and is a predicted model, not a curated record. The coding region runs from base 147 to 2210 and encodes 687 amino acids. Gene Ontology annotation, molecular function: metalloendopeptidase activity. The transcript has 13 exons.
GCGUGCCCCGAGCGCGCGGGCGGCGGGCGGCUCAGUGUGCGAGGGACGGCGGAGCGGCGGGCCCCGGCCGGUGAGCUCCCGACGAGACCAGACGGCCCAGGCUGAGGAUCGGGAGCAGGCCGUCCGUGCGCGCGCAGGUCGCCGCCAUGAAGCCCCCUGCAGCCUGUGCCGGGGAUAUUGUGGACGCAGUGUCCCCGUGCUCCGUGGUGAACCAUCUGCGCUGGGAUCUGAGUGCUCAGCAGAUCCAGACCCUGACCAAGGAGCUCAUCGAACAGACCAAGUGUGUGUACGACCGUGUGGGCGCCCAGGACUUCCAGGACGUGUCCUAUGAGAGCACUCUGAAGGCGCUGGCCGAUGUGGAGGUGACCUACACGGUACAGAGGAACAUUCUGGACUUCCCUCAGCACGUGUCCCCAUCCAAGGAUAUCCGCACAGCAAGCACAGAGGCUGACAAGAAGCUCUCGGAGUUUGAUGUGGAGAUGAGCAUGAGGCAGGACGUGUACCAGAGGGUCGUGUGGCUGCAGGAGAAAGUCCCAAAGGAUUCCCUGCGGCCGGAGGCAGCUCGAUACCUGGAGCGGCUGAUCAAGCUAGGCCGGAGGAAUGGACUCCACCUACCUCAGGACACGCAAGAAAAGAUCAAGGAGAUAAAGAAGAAGCUGAGCCUGCUGUGCAUUGACUUCAACAAGAACCUGAACGAGGACACCACCUUCCUGCCCUUCACACGAGAGGAGCUGGGUGGGCUCCCUGAAGACUUCCUGAACUCGCUGGAGAAGACGGCGGACGGCAAGCUGAAGGUCACCCUCAAGUACCCACAUUACUUCCCGCUGAUGAAGAAGUGCCAUGUCCCCGAGACGCGGCGUCUAGUAGAGGAGGCCUUCAACUGCCGCUGCAAGGAGGAGAACUGCGCCAUCCUCAAGGAGCUGGUGUCCUUGCGGGCUCAGAAGUCCAGCCUCCUGGGGUUCCCUACACACGCCGACUAUGUCCUGGAGAUGAACAUGGCCAAGACCAGCCAAACAGUAGCCACCUUCCUAGAUGAGCUGGCGCAGAAGCUGAAGCCGCUGGGUGAGCAGGAGCGAGCGCUGAUCCUGGAGCUGAAGGAGGCGGAGUGCACCAAGCGGGGCCUGCCCUUCGACGGCCGCAUCCACGCCUGGGACAUGCGCUACUACAUGAACCAGGUGGAGGAGACCCGCUACUGCGUGGACCAGAACCUCCUGAAGGAGUACUUCCCGAUGCAGGUGGUCACCCGCGGGCUGCUGGCCAUCUACCAGGAGCUGCUGGGGCUGACGUUUGCGCUGGAGGAAGGCGCUGCCGCCUGGCACGAGGAUGUGCAGCUGUACUCGGUGCGCGACACCACCUCCGGAGAGGAGAUCGGCAAGUUCUACCUCGACCUGUACCCCAGGGAAGGGAAGUAUGGCCAUGCUGCCUGCUUCGGCCUGCAGCCGGGCUGCCUACGGCAGGAUGGUAGCCGGCAGCUGGCCAUUGCGGCCAUGGUGGCCAACUUCACCAAGCCGACGCCCGACACGCCUUCCUUGCUGCAGCACGAUGAGGUGGAGACUUACUUCCAUGAGUUCGGCCAUGUCAUGCACCAGCUGUGCUCACAGGCGGAGUUCGCCAUGUUCAGUGGGACCCAUGUGGAGCGAGACUUCGUGGAGGCGCCGUCACAGAUGCUGGAGAACUGGGUGUGGGAGAAGGAGCCACUGGUUCGCAUGUCUCAGCACUACCGAACAGGCAACGCAGCCCCUCAGGACUUGCUGGAGAAGCUUAUCAAGUCACGCCAGGCCAACGCAGGUCUCUUCAACCUUCGGCAGAUCGUCCUAGCCAAGGUGGACCAGGCCUUGCACACACAGACGGGCGCAGACCCGGCUGAGGAGUACUCCCGGCUCUGCCAGGAGAUCCUUGGGGUGCCAGCCACACCAGGGACCAACAUGCCCGCCACCUUUGGCCACCUGGCUGGCGGCUAUGACGCACAGUACUAUGGCUACCUGUGGAGCGAGGUGUACUCCAUGGACAUGUUCCACACACGCUUCAAACAAGAAGGCGUGCUGAGCCCCAAGGUUGGCAUGGAUUACCGGACCACCAUCCUGAGGCCGGGGGGCUCUGAAGAUGCCAGCACCAUGCUGAAGCAGUUCCUGGGUCGUGACCCCAAGCAGGAUGCCUUCCUCCUGAGCAAGGGCCUGCAGGUAGAGGGCAGUGAGGCGCCCGCCUGCUGACCGCAAGCCUCCCUGCCGCCUGUGCCUUAGCCUAGCCCAGGCUGGGCAGCCUCGAAGGCCCUGGGGCCUGUGACGAGAUUGGCAGUGUUCCAUCCUAUCGUGCCCGGCCCCAGGUCCCCUGGGCUCAGGCCGCCCUGGUGGCCUCCCUGCACUAGCCCCUCCCCAGCACCUGGUGUUGGCCAUGGUCUCUGUGAUGUCACCAUUAAACUUCACACGGCC